This is a messenger RNA of Euleptes europaea (tarantolino), 2072 nucleotides long. It is a transcript of the gene FBXL17, whose product is annotated as F-box and leucine rich repeat protein 17. Gene Ontology annotation, biological process: SCF-dependent proteasomal ubiquitin-dependent protein catabolic process. Lineage: Eukaryota; Metazoa; Chordata; Lepidosauria; Squamata; Sphaerodactylidae. Bases 1 to 1977 code for a protein of 658 amino acids. Gene Ontology annotation, molecular function: protein binding. The record is from RefSeq and is a predicted model, not a curated record. The transcript is spliced from 10 exons. Gene Ontology annotation, cellular component: SCF ubiquitin ligase complex.
AUGGGCCACUUUCUCUCGCGGAAGGGAACCAGCCUGAACGCGGAUCGGAGCCGCCGGCGCAGUCGCCCCCUGAGGGGGAAGGGGCCGCCGGCGGCGCGGAGCCGGAGCUGCUUCCUGCGCGGGCCCUGCAUGCUCUGCUUCCUCGUCCACAGCGCCAGCCAGGAGCAGCCGCCGCCGCCUGCCCACCGCGGCUCCCCUCCGCCGCCGCCGCCGCCACUUCUCUACGCGGCUCUGAAGGACCCGGAGGAGCGCGCCGCUUGCCCUCUCCUGCGUCUGUCGCCCUGGGCCGCCGCCGCUUGGGAAGCGCGGGGCCGCCGCUGCCGCCGCCUGCUGCUCUCCGGCCUGCUCUUCCCGCCGCCGCCGCCGCUGCCUCCGCGGGGCUUCUUGGGCCCCGCGCUGCAGCCCGCCGAGGCCGGCGCGGAGAUGGUGUGCAAGCGCAAGGGGGUGGGCCUGCCCGCCUGCCCGCCCUGCAAGCAGCCCCGCGGCGCCGGGCCGGGAGCCGAGAGCCCUUCGCCGCCCCCGGAGGCGGCCGCCUGCCAGCAGGGCGCCUUGCCCGAGCCCCACUUCUGCCCGCUGCCCUGCGCCUCGGGCGGCGGCAAGCCCGAGGCCUCGCCCCGCCAGCCGGCCGGCGAGAACGGGGGUGGCCGCGGGGGGGCGCCCGCCCAGUCCGCCUCGCAGCCGCCCCAGCCCGGCGGGCGGGAGCGGCAGGAGCCCCGCGAGCCCGACUGCGAGGAGCCCCCCGAGAACCCCGGCGACUGUUGCCCGGAGCCCCUGCCGCCUGCCCCGGACAUCAACGAGCUGCCGCCCUCCAUCCUUCUCAAGGUGGGUGGCUGGCCGGCAGCCGGAGGCGGAGCUCUCAGUUUUUCAAUAUUUUCCAACUUAUCCUUGAAUGAGCGAUGUCUUUCAGCAUCAUUAGUUUGUAAAUACUGGCGUGAUCUCUGUUUAGAUUUCCACUUCUGGAAACAGUUGGAUCUCAGCAAUCGUCAGCAGGUCACUGACGAAUUACUGGAAAAAAUUGCAUCAAGAAGUCAGAAUAUAACUGAAAUCAAUAUUUCAGAUUGCCGUAAUAUAUCAGAUACUGGAGUAUGUGUUCUAGCAUUUAAAUGUCCUGGACUUCUAAGGUAUAUUGCCUACAGGUGUAAACAGCUGUCUGACACAUCCAUAAUUGCUGUGGCCUCGCAGUGCCCUCAACUGCAGAAAGUACAUGUGGGAAAUCAAGACAGGCUUACUGAUGAAGGACUCAAGCAGCUGGGCUCCAAGUGCAGAGAACUGAAAGAUAUUCAUUUUGGGCAGUGCUACAAGAUCUCAGAUGAAGGAAUGAUAGUGAUAGCUAAAGGUUGUCUAAAGCUACAACGAAUAUAUAUGCAAGAAAACAAAUUGGUGACAGAUCAAUCUGUAAAAGCCUUUGCUGAACACUGUCCUCAUUUGCAGUAUGUUGGGUUUAUGGGCUGUUCUGUUACAUCUAAAGGAGUCAUACACCUCACCAAUCUAAGGAACCUUUCGAGUUUGGAUCUACGGCAUAUCACAGAACUGGAUAAUGAAACAGUGAUGGAAAUAGUAAAGAGAUGCAAAAAUCUUACCUCCCUUAAUCUUUGUCUGAACUGGAUUAUUAAUGACAGAUGUGUAGAGGUCAUUGCUAAAGAAGGACAGAAUCUGAAAGAGCUGUACUUGGUGUCCUGUAAGAUCACAGACUAUGCACUGAUAGCCAUUGGACGAUACAGUAUGACAAUAGAGACUGUGGAUGUAGGGUGGUGCAAAGAAAUCACAGAUCAGGGAGCCACUCAAAUUGCUCAAAGUAGCAAGUCUCUCAGAUAUUUAGGAUUGAUGAGAUGUGACAAGGUGAAUGAAGUUACUGUAGAACAACUAGUGCAGCAGCACCCACACAUAACCUUCAGUACUGUACUACAAGACUGCAAGAGAACCCUGGAACGAGCGUACCAGAUGGGUUGGACACCCAACAUGUCCACUGCCUCUUAACUCAUUAUAUGAUAUUAAAGUGAUAAUUUCUGCAUUCAGCAGAUUUGGACUGAACGUUUGAAAUUUGAUAAGUUUUUUAUUAAUAUUUUUGCUUU